This is a messenger RNA of Peromyscus eremicus (cactus mouse), 918 nucleotides long. RefSeq names its product olfactory receptor 8S1-like. Gene Ontology annotation, biological process: G protein-coupled receptor signaling pathway. The transcript has a single exon. Bases 1 to 918 code for a protein of 305 amino acids. Gene Ontology annotation, cellular component: membrane. Gene Ontology annotation, molecular function: olfactory receptor activity; G protein-coupled receptor activity. NCBI's taxonomy places the organism in Eukaryota, Metazoa, Chordata, Mammalia, Rodentia, Cricetidae. The record is from RefSeq and is a predicted model, not a curated record.
AUGAGAAACCACAGUGCUGUCCGAGAGUUUGUUCUCCUUGGACUGUCCACCAACCCCUACCUUCGGCCGCUACUCUUUGCCCUCUUCCUUCUGGUCUACCUCCUCACUCUGGUGGGAAACUCCUUGAUGCUGCUCGUGAUCGCGGCCGAUUCCCACCUCCACACACCCAUGUAUUUCUUCUUGAGACAACUGUCCUUCCUAGACCUGUGCCAUUCCUCUGUCACAGCUCCCAAGGUGCUGGAGAAUCUACUUUCUGAGGACAAAACCAUCUGUGUUGAAAGCUGCCUGGUGCAGGCCUUCUUUGUGUUUGCCACUGGUGGCACCGAGGCCUGUCUCCUCGCUGCCAUGGCCUACGACCGCUACGUCGCCAUCAGCUCACCUUUGCUCUACAGCCAGGUGAUGAGUCACCGGCUCUGUGUGGGGCUGGUGUGGCUCUCCUGGGGUCUGGCCUUUGCUGAUGCUCUCCUCAAUAUCCUCCUGGCUGCCAGGUUAGAUUUCUGUGAGGACCAAGCGAUUCCUCACUUCAGCUGUGAGCUGUCUUCUCUCUUCCCUCUGUCCUGCUCCGAUACCUCUACCAACUUCACACUCCUGCUCUGCUCCUCGGUCGUGCAUUUCUUUGGGACCCUUGUUAUGAUUGUUGGCUCUUACGCCCGAAUUGUCUCCACUGUCCUGAGGGUCAGCUCCACGGCAGGCAGAAGCAAGGCCUUCUCCACCUGCUUGUCCCACCUCACGACUGUGAUCUUGUUCUAUGGCUCAGGUUUCAUCAGCUACCUUUUACCAGCUUCAGGGUCCCCCCUGGAAAUGGUCUUCUCUUUGCAAUACAGCCUGAUCACCCCCAUGCUGAACCCCCUCAUCUACAGCCUGAAGAACAAGGAGGUGAAGGCGGCUGUGGGAAGAAUGAUCAGAAAGCAUUUUUAA